Molecule: messenger RNA, 1275 nt
Organism: Cryphonectria parasitica EP155
Lineage: Eukaryota; Fungi; Ascomycota; Sordariomycetes; Diaporthales; Cryphonectriaceae
Exons: 6
Coding region: 1-1275 (424 amino acids)
Biological process (GO): base-excision repair
Cellular component (GO): nucleus
Molecular function (GO): DNA-(apurinic or apyrimidinic site) endonuclease activity; zinc ion binding; damaged DNA binding
Source: RefSeq, a predicted model, not a curated record
AUGCCUGAAAUUGCUGAAGUCUCGAGAUUGGUGCAUUUCCUGCGCCAACACCUGGUUGGCAAGAAGAUCGCAAAAGUCCAGGCCCCGGAUGAUGCCAACAUCUUCGGUAAGGUCGGGUGUAGUGGCCCAGCUUUCGAGCAGGCUUUGAAGGGACGCAAGGUUGUCGAGGCUGGGAGUCAGGGGAAAUACUUCUGGCUCAGGCUCAACGAUCCGGGACCGCAUGCGGUGAUGCACCUUGGAAUGACUGGUUGGAUCCAUAUACAGAAUGAUCGAACUGCCUAUACAAACUACUAUAAGAAGAUGAAUCCCGAAGAAAAGGAGGCGUGGCCGCCAAAGUUCUGGAAAUUUCAGUUAGAGACUGAAGGGAAGUCGCCGGUCCGGAUCGCCUUUACAGAUCAAAGACGUUUUGCCCGUAUACGCCUGGUGGAUUGCCCCGGAGCUGAGAUUCGGCAGAACUCACCACUUGUGGAGAACGGGCCUGACCCAGUCGUGGAUAAAGACACUUUCACGGAGCAAUACCUUCGACAUAAGAUGCGGAGCAGACACAAGCCCAUCAAGGCACUGAUCCUCGACCAGGCCAUCAUCAGUGGCAUUGGGAACUGGGUUGCCGACGAGUCCCUCUACCAUGCGAAACUGCACCCGGAGCAGUAUUGUGAUGAGUUUUCUGACGAUGAAGUCAAGAGGCUGCACGAUUCCAUCAAAUAUGUGUGUCAAACUGCGGUAGACUUGCUCGCCGACUCGGACAAGUUUCCGGAUACCUGGCUGUUCGACCACAGAUGGGGUAAGGGCUCAAAGUCAGGCUCACUCCCCAAUGGCGAAAAGCUUGUCUGGAUUACUGUCGGCGGGCGCACGAGCUGCUAUGCGCCAGCUAUACAGAAGAAGACUGGGCAUGUGGUACCAGGUAUCAAGGAGGAGCCGCUUGAGGAGGGAGACGCGAACGACAAGCCGAGCAAGGGCAGAACUAAAAAGGCCAAGACUGUAGUUGCCGACAAGGAGGAUGUUAAGCCUAAGAAGGGGAAGACUUCGACCACCAACGUUCAUGAAGACGAGGAGGACACCAGACCCAAGAAGAAGACAGCCAAGAGGUCGAAAGUUGAAGAUGCUGGUGAUGCGGAAGAGAAAAAGCAACCAUCAAAGAGGGCAAGAGUCGAGCAGCAGGAGGACACCAAGAAACAGAAAACUCCUACGGCCAAGUCGACCAAAAAUUCAGAUGGCAUUAACACAGUGGCAGACCUGUGGCGACGCCGCUCGUCACGAUUGAGCCGCGGUGCAUGA